Molecule: messenger RNA, 453 nt
Organism: Paramuricea clavata
Lineage: Eukaryota; Metazoa; Cnidaria; Anthozoa; Malacalcyonacea; Plexauridae
Source: the annotation of a GenBank genome assembly
AUGAUUGAGUCAUUGUUGAAACAACCUUUCGUUUAUGGAGUCCAUGCAGAGGUGUCACAAUUCUUCAAUGGAUUAAAUUCCAUUGGUCAGCUUGGUGAUAGGAUUUUACAAAACAAGCAGUUGUUUGAUUUGACCUUGGGUAACCAACAUCCAUCUUUAACGAAAUCAUCAUUCAUGACAUUGUACAAGAUCAACCGCUCAGAAGAAGGGUCCAACCAAAGCAGCAAGGAGGAUAGUACUAUCUAUUGCUUUGAAAUUUUCCUGCAAGAUUUGGAAAGGGUGAUAUUAAAGAGAUUAUCACUUGAACAUCUUCUCGUAUUUAUCACUGGGGCUGAUUGUUUGCCGCCAUUAGGAUUCAGUAAGAAUAUCACGGUUGAUUUUUACAACUUUGAUGAAAAUAGCCGUCUCCGUCCCUAUGCAUCAACAUGUCUUGAGGAUUUGAAAAUCCUGUAG